Messenger RNA from Schistosoma rodhaini, 4654 nucleotides. Lineage: Eukaryota; Metazoa; Platyhelminthes; Trematoda; Strigeidida; Schistosomatidae. The record is from the annotation of a GenBank genome assembly.
ACUUUCAAAAAGUUACGCUACAGACUUCUCGUGUCUCAAUUCGAAGCUCAUAUUUUUGAUUUUUAUUGAUUGCUUUCAUUCUUAAAUACUUACUUUUCAUCAAGAUUUCACGAUCCUCUAGCACACAAAGUACCUUCAUGCUAGAUCCAAACCUAUCUAAAUCUGAACAUUACAGAACCAUGACUAGCAUGUUUGUCGUUUUUCUCAGUAAUCAUAGACCUAUCGUCUGUCUGAUUAAUUUUAAUUCACAUUUAACAACCAGAAGACAAGGUUUCAUAGUAUUCUCGUACCGUAAGAUUCCGUGUUAAAACAUGAAAAGGGGGAAACCCCCCCCCCAAAAAAAGUAGGACUGAAUGCUUUGCAGCUCCAUACUUCUGGUAAGUCAGUAACUACAGGAGAACCCUCGGGUACGCACUGUCCGUCCCCAAAAGCUUUUUGCACCUAAAUUUCGUGCUUAGUUACUCACCUUAUCCUGAAUCCCCCCUACGUAUAUCUUAAAUAUUCAAGACUAAUUGGUCCGUUACCAUCAUCACUUAAUAGUUCUGAAAAGUAGGUUCCAUUUACAUGACGCGCAUUAUUUGGGACUACUGACUGGCAUGACGGUUUCACUUUGUCCUUGAAAGCUUUUGCAAUUUCUGGUCUACUGGUUAACAAUCAUCCAGUACAAACUCCCAUAUUUUUAGAACCUUAGAUUAGUUACACAGGAAACGCCUGCAUUCAUCUCAUCUUAAGCAGUCCCUCCCAUAGUAAAAUCAUAUACCCUCAAUAUCGUGUUUUCUUUGUAGUCAAGCUCUUAACACGUAAAUGAUCAGAAGUGGUCCAUGUGACUAUAUAUCACAGGUGAUCUGUCAGUAUAUUUGUAAUGCAACUUGCUGGCUCACUGCUUUUUCCCUUAUGAUAUCACUACAGUAGUCGAAACAAUUAACGCCAGUCAGUUCUCAAAAAUAUUAAUUGUUUGAUGUAAAAAUUUCCUUCGAAAGAACGGUCGUCUGAUGGUUCAUAUAUUUCUGAGUACUAAAUGAAACAUGUCCUAGGUAGUCUCUUGUAGGCUGCUUUUUGACAUGUUAGCAUCACAGGACUUUUAAAUUUACAUUACCAUUAGAAGUGGGUAUAAACUGGUCUCAAAGAGUUGCACUCCCAUCCUUUUACAUAAAAAUAGUCUUGAACAACCAAACGAAGACAGGAAAACUGACAGUCAAUGCAGAUAUGCCUAACUAGGAGUGCUGGUAGUAGUAACUUAAUGUAGUGUAGUGAGAUUCGCUGCCAAAUCCCGAGAGCGAUAGAACGGAAUUCCCAAAGUUUUGCUGCUAGUAAGUUAGGUGUAUUAUGAGACUUCGGUGACUUCCACUGUGAAAGAAAGCCAAUAUCUUAGCAAUUUAUUUGAUCUUAAUUGUUAGGUAUCCUUUGUAUUCACAUUUUGUCAGUGGAAAUAUUUAAAUAACCUUCCCAAUACAUUCGAAGAUCGCCUCGACUGAUUCUAUCCAAGUGCCCGGUUAGUAUCAUCGACCCUUACACGUUAAUUGUAAGACUGUAAGAUGUGAAUUUAUGCAUUGUUGAGGAUAUAGACUUGUAAUAGCAUCAAACAUUGCUUCUACCUUAACUUCUCAAUUAUGUGACUUAUGAAACCACUCCUCAUAAGAAUAUUAACGAUCCUUGUGCCGUAUAUUCCCUAGAAUAUACUAAUAUAUGUUAAAAAGUUAAGAGCAGCUCAUAGAAAACCGGUUAUAAAACACCUAUCGAGAAAUCAAGUACGUUUUUACUUUUUAUAAAUACAGACAAUGAGCAACAUUAAUUGGUCUCCCAUGGUAAGAACUGAAUAUUAGACCUCUGAAUUAAGUAAAUUCUAGAGUAACUAAACGUAAUUUUCGUUGUCAUAUAAAUGUUAAUUUUCGUUUACAAAUGAGUUAAUAAGUACUUGGUAACAACGCUUUACAUGACUAUGACCAAUCUUCUUUAUUUAAAGACUUCGAUCACAAUAUAAAACUUGUCCGAAUUCAACAUCACAAUUCGAAGUCCUGUGAGCGUUCGCACCUCUGGGGUUUAUAUUAGAUAUGACGUAAAUUUUUGUUUGAUCAACAGAGAUGACACUAGUUGACCAACCGGAAUCAGAUGUUUUUAAGUUGAUUAUCUCUAUAAAUACGUUGAGUAGUCACGAUUUUACGCUAAUUCUCUACAUUAACUCUUAGUUUCCACAGGCAACUAUAGCGCGGUAUGUGUUGGUCUCACCUACUAUGAUGUACUGAAUAUUAUUUUAGAACUUGUAGACUAUACUUACUAGCUGGUAGUGCGCAAGAAGGCUCUCCCUAUGAUUUGGAUACCUGGACGGCAUUACAGAUUACAAAUCACAUAUUUACAAUAACUUCGUUUGUAGAUAGCGAAAACUCGUUUCACAUGUUGUCAAACGUACAGGACUAAGUGAUACACUAUUGUAUCACAAAUGCUAACAAGAUAAAGUACUAUUAUUCGCCAAGAAACUUUCUUCGUAGUAUUCAUUUGAAACUAGAUUGAGACGGUAAAUAAGUAUUCCAAGUGGUAAAUCACCUGUGAACUUUUAUUGAUCAAAUUAUAUAGAAACCCUGGAACGCUACUUAUCCCUGUUAAUACAAUAUACUGAAAUCUGCGUAAUUUAAUUAGCAAAGACAUGACAUUUUUCUAACCAGUUGUUGACUGUUGAGUUAUAUCUUGUACGUGGAUACACGACCUGGUUAUGGACUUUGAGACAUCCCUGGCCAUAUGUUGAAGAACCUUUAAAAUAGCUUCACGUCGACAGUAUCAGCACUAAGUCCCUAAUCAUUUUCCUCCCUUGGAUUCUGAGUUUUAAUAUGUUCUUCGGGAUCACUUUGUUCACGACUAGCCAUUACUGAUGACAACAUUCGCGCGACCAUUGCAUUUUAACCUAGUAACUUUUUUCUUACUAAGUUGAUCUAGGGCACUAGUGAGUAUUUUUAGCUAAAUUUUUCAUUUUUGAUGAUAUUUCUGUUGCCACUCCUACUGCUUAUAGAAGAUAUGUGCAUCAUACUCAGUGUUUAGUUCCGUAAAUAUAAAAAGUAACCUUUCAAUAGUUCAGUUAAUCAUAAGUAACGUAAACUACAUAUAUGUAUGGAUUGCCACUUAAAGAAUUGUUAGUUACUAGUUAAAUAAUAAGGGAGUUAGGGUAUUUCUUCACCACGACUAACUGCAUGAUCUCAGUAUUAAGUAUACAUAUAUCCUUAACUGAGUAACUACAGUACAAAGUCAGAUUAUUUGAACCUAGUUAUGUUUUUACACAUCCUGACUCUAAUAUUUUACUUCUACGCAUUUUAUUUUCAAAUAUAGUUAACAAUGAUAAUACCAAUACGUUGUUUUACGUGUGGAAAGGUUGUUGGUGACAAGUGGGAAAGCUACAUUGGUUUGCUUCAAGCUGAAUAUGCUGAAGGCGAUGCUCUGGAUACUUUAGGUUUGAGACGUUAUUGUUGCCGACGCAUGCUUCUUUCACAUGUUGAUUUAAUAGAAAAGUUACUGAACUACUCACCUUUACAAAGAUAAAGAACUGUGAUAAUUUAAGGGAAUUAUAUACUAGAACUUUUGAAAUCAAAUAAAAAGUAACAUAUUCAUACAUCUGGAUAUUUAAUUCCCGUUAUACCAACGCCGUAAUAUAUCGAAAAUUCCUGAAGAUUUGUUUUCUGACUGGUAUUCUUUCAUGGAUGGAACGCUUGGAUCCAUAAUUAGUAAAUCUGCAAUAAACACCAAGACAGUUUGUCUAGAAAUUAAAAUGCUCAACGACCUGGUGCCUAACAAGAUAACGUAUCAAUGCAUCUUAAUUAUGCUACGGGUCAAAAUUUGUCAUUGAAGUAAACUGCCAGACUUAUUAGUAGCUUGCGGUACAGUGAAGCCGUCGUUUAAAUAUUAAUGAAGUUGUGGAAAGUAGUUCUUGAACAUACAAAUUUUCCUAUCCGAAAGGAUUUAACCUUAUAAACGGUAAAAUAUUUAAUAGGGUUUUUAACGGAUUGGAAUUUACUUCCAUUCAACAAGACUAGAAUAUCUAAAUUAGACCUCAAAUACUAAGCACAGUUUCGGAAUAAGAGCGUAAACCUCUGUCGCAACCAAAUAUUCACCUGUCUUGCGGCACCUUUGUGUGCUCGUUAGGUGCUUCUAAGGUGAAGCUUUACAAUAGUCAACCUCUCAAGGUGAAAAUGGCACCGGACAGAGUUGCUUUGAAUACUUUGCACGGAAUUUGAGUGACGUAAAUUGCAAUUAAGGUUGUUUCGCAAGAUUAUUAGUGGUAAUACAUCAAUAAAGACAACUUUGAUAAGGCGUAUAUGAAGUUAAUUCAGUUUUGUUCUCUGAGUUGGAUGGUUUGGUCGUGGAGCUUUUAUCAUCCUUCCUAACGACAUCAGCACAAACUUCGGGUAGAUGUGAUUUAAGUAUUUCCAGUCAAAAAUUCCCAGGUUUACGAUAAUUCAGCACCAAACUUAAGUUAUGGUGAGAAAAUCUCUGCGUAGCGAGAUUAUGAAUGUGAAAGUUGCUCACAAGAAAUUGUCUCAGUAAAAACUGAUAAGCACCCACCUUUCAAAACUGCGAGGAAUGACUUGUCCUUUUGUCUUAUCCUGACUCAUAUAUAUCUAAUGCCCCCUUGUACCAAUAUUUAUUUGUUCAAAUAAAUUCGUCUUAUCCC